UGGGCCAGUGCGGGAACCAGGUGGGCUGCCGCUUCUGGGACCUGGCGCUGCGGGAGCACGCCGCCGUCAACAAGAAAGGAAUUUAUGAUGAAGCAUUAAGCAGUUUCUUUAGGAACGUGGAUACAAGAAGUGGUGGUGAUGGUCCUGAUAUUUACAAAGGAAAAAUCUGCUCUUUAAAAGCACGAGCACUGUUGAUUGACAUGGAGGAGGGUGUGGUAAAUGAAAUUCUGCAGGGACCAUUGCGGGAUGUGUUUGAUAGCAAGCAGCUUAUCACAGAUGUUUCUGGUUCGGGAAACAACUGGGCUGUGGGUCACAAGCUGUAUGGCUAUCAGUACCAGGAAGACAUUGUGGAAAAGCUGAGGAGAACCGCAGAACAUUGUGACUGUCUACAGUGUUUUUUUAUAAUUCAUUCUAUGGGAGGUGGGACAGGAUCUGGUCUUGGAACUUUUGUACUAAAUUUGCUUGAGGAUGAAUUCCCAGAAGUAUAUAGAUUUGUCACUUCAGUUUAUCCCUCUGGUGAAGAUGAUGUUAUUACUUCUCCAUAUAACAGUGUUCUGGCUAUGAAGGAGCUUAAUGAACAUGCAGACUGUGUGCUACCAAUAGAGAAUGAAUCUCUGUUUGAUAUAGUUAAUAAAAUUCAUCAGAUGAUCAAUUCUGGAAAGCUAGGGUCAACUGUGAAGCAAAACAGCUUGGUAACAUCAAGUGCAGGCAGUGCAAAAACUGUACGAUUCAGCUCUGCUAGGUUUGAAGGUUCCCUUAACAUGGAUCUUAAUGAAAUCAGCAUGAAUUUGGUUCCAUUUCCUCGACUUCACUACUUGGUUUCAAGCUUGACUCCUCUGUAUACAUUGGCUGAUGUUAAUGUACCUUCUAGAAGGUUGGAUCAGAUGUUUUCAGAUGCUUUUAGUAGAGAUCAUCAACUAAUUCAAGCAGAUCCAAAGCAUAGCCUCUACCUUGCCUGUGCACUUCUCGUUCGAGGAAAUGUGCAGGUUUCAGAUCUUCGCAGAAAUAUUGAAAGGUUGAAGCCUUCCCUGCACUUUGUCUCCUGGAAUCAAGAGGGCUGGAAAACUGGUUUGUGUUCAGUACCUCCUGUGGGCCAUUCCCAUUCCCUUUUGGCUUUAGCAAACAACACCUGUGUAAAACCAACUUUUAUUGAACUCAGAGAGAGAUUUAUGAAGCUCUACAAGAAAAAGGCUCACCUUCACCAUUAUCUGCAUAUAGAUGGGAUGGAGCAAAGCUGUUUUUCUGAAGCCAUAUCAUCUUUGUCUGACCUAAUAGAAGAGUACAAUGAACUGGAUGCCACAAAAGGUUGGCCUAGAACAGAUCCAUCAAGACUGAAGAUAGCUGUUUAAAGAAGGAAGAACUGAUUUUCUUUUUUUUUUUUUUUAAAUUUCCCCCAAACAUCCAACCACUUCAGUUAACCAGAAUGAAUUGCAGCAUGCCUAGCUACUGUCA
Fulmarus glacialis (Northern fulmar) is the source of this 1452-nucleotide messenger RNA. RefSeq names its product tubulin, epsilon 1 (gene TUBE1). Gene Ontology annotation, biological process: mitotic cell cycle; microtubule cytoskeleton organization. Gene Ontology annotation, cellular component: cytoplasm; microtubule. The transcript has 11 exons. Gene Ontology annotation, molecular function: structural constituent of cytoskeleton; GTP binding. The record is from RefSeq and is a predicted model, not a curated record. Lineage: Eukaryota; Metazoa; Chordata; Aves; Procellariiformes; Procellariidae. The annotation marks the transcript as partial.